UUGCAGAUUGGUGUAACCAACACGCUGCUGAAGUACAACAGAGUAUCACUGCUGUUUUUAGAUCAGAGCUCAGACUAGUUCCACUUCUCAGGAAGUGAGACUCAGACAGUCGUUGUCACUGAGCGGUAAAAUGGCGCAGAAAGGAGUUCAGCUGGACCGGGAAACCUUCUCUUGUUCCAUCUGUCUGGAUCUACUGAAGGAUCCGGUGACUACUCCCUGUGGACACAGCUACUGCAUGAACUGUAUUAACAGUUUCUGGGAUGAAGGGGAUGAGAAGGAAACCCACAGCUGUCCUCAGUGCAGACAGAGCUUCACACCGAGGCCUGUCCUGCUGAAAAACACCAUGUUAGCAGAUUUAGUGGAGGAGCUGAAGAAGACUGGACUCCAAGCUGCUCCUGCUGAUCACUGCUAUGCUGGAGCUGGAGAUGUGGUCUGUGAUUUCUGCACCGGGAGAAAACUGAAAGCACACAAGUCCUGUCUCGUCUGUCUGGCUUCUUACUGUGAGAAACACCUUCAGCCUCAUUAUGAUGUCGCUCCAUUAAAGAAACACAAGCUGGUGGAGCCGUCCAAGAAGCUCCAGGAGAACGUCUGCUCUCGUCAUGAUGAGGUGAUGAAGAUGUUCUGCCGUAAUGAUCAGCAGCUUAUCUGUUAUCUCUGCUCUGUGGAGGAACAUAAAGGCCACGACACAGUCUCAGCUGCAGCAGAGAGAGCUGAGAGGCAGAGAGAGCUCGAGGGGAGUCGACAAAACAUCCAGCAGAGAAUCCAGGACAGAGAGAAAGAUGUGAAGCUGCUUCAACAGCAGGCGGAGGCCAUCAAUCUCUCUGCUGAUAAAACAGUGGAGGACAGCGAGAAGAUCUUCACUGAGCUGAUCCGUCUCCUGGAGAAAAGAAGCUCUGAUGUGGAGCAGCAGGUCAGAUCCAGGCAGAAAAGUGAAGAGAGUCGAGUCAGAGAGCUUCAGGAGAAGCUGGAGCAGGAGAUCACUGAGCUGAAGAGGAGAGACGCUGAGCUGAAGAAGCUCUCGCACACAGAGGAUCACAACCAGUUUCUACACAACUACCCCUCACUGUCACCACUCAGCCAAUCAGCAUCCAGCAUCCAUAUCCGUCCUCUGAGCUGCUUUGAGGACGUGACAGCGGCCGUGUCAGAAGUCAGAGAUAAACUACAGGACGUCCUGAGAGAGAAGAGGACAAACAUCUCACUGACAGGGACUGAAGUGGACGUUUUACUGCCACAACCACAACCAGAGCCCAAGACCAGAGCUGGAUUCUUAAAAUAUUCACGUGACAUCACACUGGAUCCAAACACAGCACACACACGGCUGUUAUUAUCUGAGGGGAACAGGAAAGUAACAUUCAUGAAUCAACAACAGUCUUAUUCUAGUCACCCAGACAGAUUCACUAACUGGUCUCAGGUCCUGAGUAGAGAGAGUCUGACUGGACGUUGUUACUGGGAGGUGGAGAGGAGAGGAGGAGGAGUUUAUGUAGCAGUCGCAUACAAGAACAUCAUCAGAGCAGGGGGGUCGGCUGAAUGUGGAUUUGGAUACAAUGACAAAUCUUGGGCGUUAUAUUGCAACAACAGUUAUAUAUUUUGGUACAACAAUGUCCACACUCAUGUCUCAGGUCCUGAGUCCUCCAGAGUAGGAGUGUACCUGGAUCACAGUGCAGGUAUCCUGUCCUUCUACAGCGUCUCUGAAACCAUGACUCUCCUCCACAGAGUCCAGACCACAUUCACUCAGCCGCUCUAUGCUGGACUAAUGGUUCAUUAUUCUGGAGACUCUGCUGAGUUGUGUAAACUGAAAUAGACAGAAGUCAUUUAAGGGUUAAAUUCUGUGUUUUAACUCUUCAACUUAUUCAGGGUUCAACAACAAGGGUUUCCUGAUGGCCCGGGGCAAAUAAAACACCACAUGGGGCAAAUAAAUAUAACAACCCACCUGCCUGACACGAGAUGUUUAAAAAAAAAAAAAAGCUUUUACACUUUUGACGGUUUCGAACAUUUUCCAAGUAAUUUUUUACGUUUUAGGACUUUUUUCUUUUACAUUUGACUUGUUUUCCAAUGACUUCGACUUUAUAAAAAAAUGUUUUUUCACGUUUUUUUCACAGUUUUUCCGAAGUUUGACAUGUUUUUCCCAAUGUUUUUCUUUACUUUUUCAAUGCUUUUAAAAAAAACGUUUUUUCAAACAUUCCUCUUUGAGGUUUAAAAAAAGAAAGGGGCCAGUAAAAACUGUCUCCGGACAAGUAGAAACCUUCACGUUGAACCGUGUUAUUUUAGGCUCCAUGUUUGUUGUUUAGAGCUGAUUGUUUAUGUCUUUUUUUUUAUGUUUUUGUUGCUUUUAUCAAUGUUUUUUUUGUCAGUUUUUCAACAUUUCUUUUUUUGAGAUGACCAUCACCUGUUGUUUUUUUCAGCCAACAUUUCCUCUCUGAGACAAUAAAUAUUAAGCUAAAACUAAA
This is a messenger RNA of Perca fluviatilis (European perch), 2447 nucleotides long. RefSeq names its product tripartite motif-containing protein 16-like. Lineage: Eukaryota; Metazoa; Chordata; Actinopteri; Perciformes; Percidae. The record is from RefSeq and is a predicted model, not a curated record. Gene Ontology annotation, molecular function: zinc ion binding; protein binding. The coding region runs from base 131 to 1801 and encodes 556 amino acids. The transcript has a single exon.